AUGAGCCUGGACGAGUCGAAGCGGGAAGAGAUAAGAGAGACCUAUGAUAUGAGGGACUUCUCUCCUUCGGCCCUUUUCCCGGAUCAACACGUCCCGAAAUUUCGACUCGUCUUUGAGGAGCUUUACCGAGAAUGUCGGACGCUGGGCCAUCGACUCCUCGACUACCUAGGAAUCGGGCUGGGAUUGGAGGAGGGAUUUCUGUCUGGGAAGCACAGGAACGUGGGGACGGAAUGGAAUGGGACAGCUCUUCGUACUCUCUUCUAUCCCCCUGUCUCAGUACCCGAGGAGGACUACGUGAUACGAUGUGCAUCACAUUCUGACUAUGGUUCCCUGACCCUCCUCUUUCAAGACGACGUUGGGGGGCUCGAGGUUCAGACGAAGGCGGGAGAAUGGGUAGAAGCGAGACCUGUCCCCGAGGCCAUCCUCAUUAAUGUUGGUGACCUCUUGGAACUCUGGACUGCUGGACUAUACCGAGCCACGCCACACCGAGUGAUUCUGGGGCAAAGAAGAAAGGAAGACAGUGAGAGGGGAAAGAGGUUCCGACAGAGCAUAGCCUUCUUCUUCCAUCCUGACAAUGAUGUCACCGUGGAACCCGUUGUCACCGCAGCCAAUUCCUCCCGGCAAUGGAUCCCUCUCAAUGCUUGGGAGCAUCUCAAGUCCAGGUUCACUUCCACCUACGAUAACUAACUUCAACUUCGUCUUAUCGCAUUUUCUGUCAUUCUUGAAGAGAACAGGCAUAAUAAAAGCAUC
Darwinula stevensoni is the source of this 750-nucleotide messenger RNA. The record is from the annotation of a GenBank genome assembly. NCBI's taxonomy places the organism in Eukaryota, Metazoa, Arthropoda, Ostracoda, Podocopida, Darwinulidae.